Haliotis rufescens (red abalone) is the source of this 1861-nucleotide messenger RNA. RefSeq names its product HCLS1-associated protein X-1-like. The record is from RefSeq and is a predicted model, not a curated record. NCBI's taxonomy places the organism in Eukaryota, Metazoa, Mollusca, Gastropoda, Lepetellida, Haliotidae. Gene Ontology annotation, cellular component: sarcoplasmic reticulum; apical plasma membrane; mitochondrion. Gene Ontology annotation, biological process: negative regulation of apoptotic process; regulation of actin filament polymerization. The transcript is spliced from 8 exons. Bases 202 to 1032 code for a protein of 276 amino acids.
CUGAAACAAGACGCGUAGCUGAGGUAGCAGGGUGUUGUUUUAAGAGUUAGCCAUGGACCCAAGAGAUCUCUUUCGUGGAAUAUUUGGAUUUAACAGACAUCGAUUUGAUGGGUCAGAACGCAACAGAAAUGACAGGGAGUGCUCAAUAGUGGAACAGGGCGGUUAGCAGGAGAUGUCUACUAGGGCUGCAAUGAAUACACUAUGAAGCGAAUACGAUUCUUUGAUGACGAUGAUGAUGAUUUUGCUGAAUAUGAUGAUGGCACUGACACAGACCACAUGUUCCAUCACUUCCAUGACGAAAUGCAGAAACAGAUGGACAGUCUCAAUCAGCAGAUGGAGGAAAUGUUCAAACAGUUCGGAGCAGUGGACUUUCCUUCAGUGCUGCCAGGGGAGCCAAGUGGGCCAGCUGUAACACAGAAGCCACGAGACAAAAUGCUGAAGCCGGGCCAGUCGGAGGGAAGCCCCGCCAGUCCAUCUCUGGAAGACCAACCGAGGCUUGAUGCCCCAUCACUGUUUAGGAGAUUUUUCACAGUCCCCCGAUUUGGUCAAAUACAGCAAGAGGAAAAAGUGGACAAAGAUCUGGACAAUGACGUGGAAGGCAAGGACCUGUCAAAAAUCCUAUCACCCAUGCAGCCAGAAAGAAGGGGGAUGUUCCCCCACGGCCCUGGAAUAUUUUCUCACCAUGGCAGUGUUUCCAUAACAACCAUAAGAGGAGCUGAUGGGAAACUUGAACAGAGGAAGACCGUGAUAGACUCUGAUGGGAAUGAAGAAACAACUGUCACUCGGCAAGUCGGAGACAAAUCCCACACGAUCCGGACCAAGAAGGAUGAAUUUGGUGUUGUUGAAGAGAAUCAGACAAUGAAAAAUAUAGAUAAAGAUGAUCUGACAUCGUUUGAUGAGCAGUGGCAGAACAAAGGGAGACAACCCACAGAUCCACGGGAUACCAUGGUUAUUCCAAAGAGUGACUCCGAUGAAACCAGAUCUAUUUUCAGGAACCUAUUUGGAUUUGAUUUGAGUGGGAAAAAAAAUUGAUUUGUAGCAAGACUAUUUAAGAAGUAAGAAGACUAGAAGAUGAUGUGUUGGCCCUCUGUGAUACGGUUGUGGAAUACGAUUUUCAGUUUCGGUACAAAUACAACAGCCCUCAACAUUUGCAGAGGAACUGUUGGCCUGGAAUAGCACACCUUCAGGGAGGGAGAUGAUAUUAUUUUUUAUAGUACAUUUACUGAUGGAAUGAAUACUAUCUGUAUCUUCUCAUCUCUGCUGCAAAAUGGUGUCAAUUCGUUGAACUUGGAAUUUGUUUAUAUUAUUAAGUCUACGAUUGAUUCCAGCUAUCCGAUUGUCAAGAUUAAUUCUAUGUUAAUGUUUGGGGAUGGGAAAUAGUAUUCCAUUAAUUUCAUGCUUCAUGGCACACCUGUAGACAAUAAAGACUAUAAUUAGAACCAAAAGAAAAUAUGUUUUGCAUAUUUAUUAAGGUGAGGGGCCAACUGUUUUGGUUAAAAUAGUUGGAAGUACUGCACUGGUCGCUCUUUUGGGGGAUCCCAACAAAUGCCAUGGGGGUAGUGGAGAAAUUGGUGUGCUGUCUUAGCACAGAAUAGGCUAAGGGGUUCAUUAAGGAAAGGACUCGUGUGAAAUACCUUUGUGUACAAUUCAUUUUAACAUGUUAAAUCCUUCUUUUUGAAAUUACUAGUUGAGAAAGAUUACUGGUAUUGACAUUGUUUCUCAAGUCUCAAAUAGUGGCUGGGUUGGACCCUGCUAUUUAUCGCAAUUUCUAAAGUUUGUGUAGUCAAAUAUUGAAUGAAUGUUGAUUAAUGAUGGGUGUAUGUUUUUGUUAUGUACGAAAAUAAAAAUUUAUUUACCACUA